Messenger RNA from Acanthopagrus latus (yellowfin seabream), 7290 nucleotides. Its product is annotated as versican core protein-like. Gene Ontology annotation, molecular function: calcium ion binding; hyaluronic acid binding. Gene Ontology annotation, biological process: cell adhesion. The coding region runs from base 213 to 4664 and encodes 1483 amino acids. The record is from RefSeq and is a predicted model, not a curated record. Lineage: Eukaryota; Metazoa; Chordata; Actinopteri; Spariformes; Sparidae. The transcript is spliced from 16 exons.
GUAAAGUGGAUUUGAACUUGCAGCCAGUGCUGAGAGGUGGAAGAGGUCCGAGCAGCAGCAGCAGCAGCAGCAGCAGCGCACAUCUGCCGCACCGCUGGAAGGAGCGACGCGGAGGACUUCUGCUGGAAGAGUUACAAGUGAUAAACUGACACAACUGGACCUUUUCUGGACUUUUUUUUUUCUCUUUCUACGUUUUAUAAGAUUGUGUUGAGAUGAUCCCACACGUCCUCACACACCUGCUCUGCCUGGUGUGUGUGUGUUCUGCUCGUCCUCAGCCAGCAUCACCGCCCUCGAUGAAGAUGGAGAAGAACUCUCCUGCGACCGGCUCGCUGGCAGGCCGGGUGGUGCUGCCCUGCCACUUCACCAUAACGCCCCUUUCUCCUUCGCACACCACGCCAGCUGCUACACCCGCACCCCUCCUCCCCGGUCACACCCUCCCGAGGCCCGAUGAGGAUCUGAGGAUCAAGUGGACCAAGCUGGAGAAAGAUGGGGAGAAGGUGGUGCUGGUGGCCCAGCGAGGGUUGGUCAAGGUGGGGCCGGAGUACUCGAGCAGGGUGUCGGUGCCGAGCCACCCGCUGUCGGUCGGGGACGCCUCUCUGAUCAUGGUGCGGCUGAGGGCGAGCGACGCGGGGCUCUACCGCUGUGAGGUCAUGCACGGGAUGGAGGAUUCCCAGGACACCGUCAGCCUCAACGUCACCGGUGUGGUCUUCCACUACAGAUCGAACACCAGCCGCUAUACUCUGGACUUUCCUGGAGCUGUGGAGGCUUGUAGGCUCGCAGGCGCCACCAUCGCUACACCCGAACAGCUCAAGGCCGCUUUUGAGGACGGACUCAACCAGUGUGACGCCGGCUGGCUCGCCGACCAGUCGGUCAGGUAUCCAAUCACGGUGCCCCGUCCGGGCUGCACAGGUGAUCUGAUGAGCAGACCAGGAGUGAGAACAUACGGCAUCCGUGACCCCACGGAGAAGUACGACGUCUACUGCUACGUGGAUAAACUAAACGGCGAGGUCUUCUAUCCGCCUUCUCUCAAGGAUAAACUCACCUUCCAGCAGGCGAGAGAGGAGUGCGAGAAACACGACACUGUCAUGGCGUCGCCCGGUCACCUGUACGCAGCCUGGAGGGCGGGGUUAGACCGCUGCGACUACAGCUGGCUGUCCGACGGCAGCGUCCGCUACCCCACCACCGUCCCCAGGCCUCAGUGUGGAGGUGGCCUGCUGGGGGUCCGCACGCUCUACAAGUUUGAAAACCAGACCGGCUUCCCCGACCCCACGGAGGAAUUCGGAGUCUUCUGCUUCAAAGCCAAACUACCAGAUCCAACUACCACGAGUCCACCGACGACCCCACCUGAGGUCAAACCUGACAGCCACACAUCCACUCCCGAACCACUCGUAGACCCCGAAAGAGCUGAAAUUCAAGCAAGAGCACCGGCUUCUGUCACACAUUCACAAACAGAGAGACCACACACAGCCUCACCAGACCAACCUGGAGCCCCCCACACAGAGACGGACCACACCACAGCCGCUGCGACCCCGACGCCCAUGUUCGACGACUAUGACGUUGGAAAUUUUGAUAACUCACACAGGUUAGAGUCGGUGCCGGUUAGGGGAGACGCUCUGAACCCCAUGCAGUUCCCUCCUUUACCCACCACCCGCUCGCAGCCCGCACACCUUGACAUCUCCCACGGGGGAGAGGACGGAGGCCAGGCGGGGUCGGGCCGAGGUGAGAGCAGCGGGGAUGGAGGCAACAGCGGUGACAGCUCUAGUGGGGCUGAGGUGGGAGCAGUGGUGAGCCCAACUCAGGUGUGGGUGGAAACCACACCGAGACCACCGCAGCUUCUACCGGUCUCUCCACUGGUGGUCAUUCCAGCAAUUCCCACCCCAGAACCAGGUCUUCCAUCUGGGACCGAAGAGGCGAGGCAACAACCCGCUGUUGUCUUUAAAGAGGACGUCACACCUGGAACCGCACUGACGUUCAACGUCGACCAAUCGCUGGCCGUCCCUGGAGACAGGGAGUCAUCAGCCAAACCACCUUUCCAUCUGAUCAUCGUCAACGUGCACGAGCAAAAUGACUCAGUUAGCCGUAUCCUGGACCUCUUGAACAAACCUGGGGACGGCAUCUCUAAUUCCAACUUCCCCCAGAUCACCGACUUCUCGCACAUUACCAGCGAAGCUGUUCUGGGCAGUGGAGACGCUGAUUCUCUGGAAGCUUCGCCCCUCAACCUGCCACCUACCGUCAGCUUUGUCAAUGGAAAACAUGAGGUGACAUUUGAGCCAGAGCUGCCAGAGGAAGCAAGAGGAGAUCAGUUUGAGACGGCCACUCCCGUUCAGGUGGGUGAGGUGGAGGUAGAAGAAGAGACGGAGGUGGAGACCGCGACUCCCUUUGACUACGCCGCCAUAGAAAUCCACACUGAGGAGACACCUACAGAAGAAACAAGUGAUGCAACCACUCACCCAUACACAUACCCAGAUGUAUUAACAGACUCGGAAGUUGAUGCCGACACGUUCCCUGAUGUUUUCACUGAAUUUGAUGGCAUCAAAACGCAAGAAUCAGGAGAUCAGAUGGCAACAAGCACCACCACCAUGACCCCACUCCCUGUCUCAUCAACAACACCAUCGGGCCCAGCUCUCCCUGGUAACUUUACGACGGUCACUGAGGGAGUCAACACCUACGAGGACAUGGAGGGCUCUUCAAACAGUUUAACUGAUGACGAUGCAGGUGCUGUACAGGAGGGCUCUGCAAGCGACACUCUUCCCACCCUGGCCACAGGCAGUCAGUCUGGUGUCAUUACAGAUGAGACAGAAAUCGGAUGGACGGAGCCUCCGACUUCAAUCCCAAAAACACAGUCACAUGAAACCACCCCACAGACUCAGACGGAAGACUCGGAAGGGUCUGCCUCUGGAGAAGAUGAGGCCUCAGGACAAGAUGCUUACCCACCAGAGACGAAGGACGAGGAUGGAGGCUCAGGUGCAGAGCAGCUGUCCGGCUCCGGGGAGGGCUCUGGGGAAGGCUCGGGGGAACAGGGUGGUCUGGAUGACCUUCCUAGAGAGGUCAUCGUUACUGUUUUACCAGAUGUGCCAGUUCUGGCUUUUGGAGGCCAAACCACACUCAGCGCAGACACCAAGGACAUAACCUCAGAACCUACCACACCAACAUACCCCACACACCCCUCCCUUGCUGUCACAGAUGGUAGGAAACAUCCCGCUGUUACCACCAAACCUGCAGCUACAACCACUGAAGACCACACCCCACCAACCACGGAGCUUUACAGACUUCAGACGGAGCAGUCCACCAAAACCUCAAAGCAGUUUGUAAGCCAGACGGAGCAGCCCACCACAUCCUCCACGCAGUUCAUAAGCCAGUCGACGCUUUCCACGACUUCGCCCUUGUACACUUUCGACCAGAGCCCGCACUCCGUCCCCCAGUGGGCUCUGAUCCCUGACCCCGCUGCCACCCUUCUACCAGAGGAUGAUUCUGAGGUCUAUGACAAAGAGGUAGUCGCACCGCUGCUGGAGUCUCGCCCUCAGAUGCCAGAACAGACCCCGGCGACGCAGCAGCCAGAGAGCGGCACUGAAUCAGCUUAUUCUGUGGAGGCCAGCACUGUGAAUGUCAGAGAUCUCCUGCCUUGCACGACCAGUGUGUGUCAGAAUGGAGGCUCCUGCUACAAGAAAGGAGCACAAAAUAUCUGCGUGUGUGCACCUGGGUACUCUGGGCAGCUCUGUGAAACAGACGUCGACGAGUGCCAGUCGAACCCGUGUCUGAACGGAGCCACCUGUCUGGAUGGAGUCAACUCCUUCACCUGUCUCUGCCUCCCCAGCUACGCGGGAGAGCUCUGCGAACAAGACACGGAGCUUUGUGGAUUUGGUUGGCAGAAGUUUCAGUCUCACUGCUACAAGUACUUCACACACCGUCGGACCUGGGACGCUGCAGAGAGGGAGUGCCGGCUGCACGGCGGCCACCUGGCCAGCAUCCUGUCCCACGAGGAGCAGCUGUACGUCAACCGUCUGGGCAGUGACUAUCAGUGGCUCGGCCUCAACGACAAGAUGUUUGAGAGAGACUUCAGAUGGACGGACGGCAAGCCGAUGCAAUACGACUUCUGGAGGCCGAACCAGCCCGACAGCUUCUUCCAGUCCGGAGAGGACUGCGUGGUGAUGAUCUGGCACGAGGGAGGGCAGUGGAACGACGUGCCCUGCAACUAUCACCUGACUUUUACCUGCAAGAAGGGAACAGUCUCAUGCGGGCAGCCCCCUGUGGUGAAGGACGCUCGUGUCUUUGGGGCCAUGAAGCCUCGCUACGAGAUCAACACCCUGCUGCGUUAUCACUGUAAACAGGGCUUCAUCCAGAGAUUCACCCCCACUAUACGCUGCCGGGCCAACGGCCAAUGGGACGUCCCCAAAGUCACCUGCACAAGCCCUGCAACCUACCACAAGUCACUUACCCUCCGGCGCCGCAACAACCAGAACAAUGAGCAACAAAACCGGCACCACAACCACCACGUUGAGCACAAGAGUCACCAGAAGCCCAACCACAACGGAGAGCAACAACAGAGUUACAACAUCUUACAGAGCUUCAUCAAGCCGUUUUUCCAGAACCGAGUGGAGCAGCCGCAGAGGGAGAAGAGGCAUCAGCGGGUCCAGACGCACACUGAGGAUCAGAUGAGACACUGAUUGGGUUUGUUUCUUUUUUUUUUUUCUAAAAUCAGCUUAGCGGUUGCAGCCAAACACACUAGGCUGUCUUCGUCAGUCCCGAGGCAUCUACAGACAGAUGGAUGCACUGAACUGUCUCCCAACGGCUCCCAACAGGACGAAGGGACACGAUUCACCCGUACACACCAGUCCAGAAACACUCCAGGAUCUGAUCCGCAACACGAGGGACACUUUAGUUUUAAUUUGUAAAGUUAGCUCACUGAUCAUAUCGAGCUUCUAAACAGGGAGACUGGUGUCUUAAUGGCUUCACUGUGUGGGACUCUUAAUACACCACAUGAGGAAUCUGUGAGUCAUCACUGUUCUCUGAUCAGCCCAGAGGUGCCCUGUGGAGUUUACUUUCAUUGUUUCUCACCAGAACUCAGUUUCUUGUAUCAUUGAGGUUUAGUGAGUUUGUUGUAAAUUCGUUUUUUUUGUGCAGAAUUUCAGACUAUUGUUGUUUAUUUGCUGGUCUGGAGACUCUCGAGGGUUCAGCCUGUCGCGACAAACAAAAAAAGUUCGCCACGAUAAAGGUCUUUGUUUUUUUCAUCCCUAAAAUGUAAGUUUUAUACAUGAAAAAAGAAAAAAGUCAUGCAUGAAAAAACAUUUUUUUUUAGAGGACAACAAUAUUUUUCAGGAUUUUGCCAAAAAGCUUUUUUUUGUUUUGUUUUUUUUUUAUUUGUGAAACCGACUGAAAUGUCAUUUUCAGGGCAUUAAAAUGUUUUCAUGCAUGAAAAUGAGUGAUCUGAUUUUCAGGCAUAUUUUUUAAUGAAUGAAAAGCUUAAACCCUGAUUGAAUUGUUCUUUUUGGGGAAACAAAAAUGUGAUGCCGGAAACCGAGUGAAUUUUUGUUUUUCAGAAAUUAGGUUUCUUUUUUUUUCAGGAGAAAUGACUUUUUCUUGUUUUUUUUCAUAUGUGAAACCGACUAAAAUCUUGUUUCAAAUUAUAACACAUUUUUUACCAAAACAAAGACAUGACAGUUAUGUGACGUCACCUGCUAACACACUAGAGAUGUAUAUUAUGUUUAGUGUGCACAGAGAAAUUAAAAUGCUCUUGUUUUCACAUUCUCCUAAAAAAAAAACCCAAAACAUUUGGUUUCACGAAUGGAAAAAAUAUUCUCCUGAAAUUAUUUUUUUUAUGUCCAUGACACUGAAUUUAUUCAGCAGGGAUCCAUGUGAGAAACCUACCAAAAACAAACAAACAAAAAAAUCAGGAGAAAAUAUUUUCAUCUAUGAAACUGAGUGAAUUUUAUUUUGGGGGGGAAGAUACAAGACAAAACAAAAAAUCUUUCAGGUUCACAAACAAAACAAAAAAAUUUACUUGGUUUCACAUUCUCCUGAAAAAAGAAUAAAAUAAAUUGGUUUCUUGAAUGGAAGAAACUAAAUUCUCCUGAAAAAAUUUUUUUUUUUCAUGGCUCUUCAUUGAUUGAAAAAGAUGGAAAUCGGUGGUGAAGUAUGAUAAAGAGCGACAAAGUUCGCGCUGUCCUCGCCUCGCAGGUCGUAGCGGCCCCUCGACAGUCUCUCCUCUGUUGAUGCAUUGUUACGUCUCUUUGAACGUUACAUGUGCAGCGAACAGCAGAAUCUUGUUUCACAGAAACGGUUUUUUUUGUAUGUCGUUAUUUUCCCAAACAAAAAUCUUUAAUGCUCUAUAGUGCUACGAGUGGUCAUAAACUCCACAGGGUGCCUUUGAUUUUUGGACCGUAUGGCACAUACAAACUGGAGGCAUCAGUGAAACACAUGAGAAGUAGUUGUUGUCGUGUUGAUAAUUUAGAAUUCAUCGCUUUAAAUUAUGAUCACAGAACAUUUGUCCAUGUUUCGGUUUGUUUUGACCAUUUUUUCCUGGUUGAUGUCCCGUGUAGAUUAUUGUACAAAAUGAUUUAGCUGAGAAAAAAGUUUGUUUUUUUUAAUUUUUUUUUUUAAAGGGAGCGGAGGAGAUUUAAAGAGCGGCACACACACACACAUACACAGUUGGGGAGGAGAUUAUUAUGAAUGUGUGGUGUGUGUGUGUGUGUGUGUGUGUGUGUGCUUUGGUUAUUAAUCAUAGGAUAUAUAAUAUAGAUACUAUAUGAAGCCAUACAAAUUUAACUUAUUGUAUACUUUAAAGCUAUGAAAGGACUGUGAUAAUAAAUAAAGGUCAUUGGAACCGAAGCGAUUCUGUUAAUGAUGACUUCCUUUGCUGUUUACACAUUUCUGUAAUGAAAACAUCUUAUCAUGUGCUGCCGUCGAUGCUUUUUACUGCGCUGUGACUCAAAAUCAACCCAACGGAUUCUUCGCCAAAAUGCUCCUGAUCGUUUUGAGUGUCGACCUCAGCUGGAGGUGCGACGGUUAAAGACGAUGGUUUCUCCUACAGAUCUGGAAUCUGUGCGUUUGAUCCAACAAAUAAGGGAAUGUGAAAAAUGUGCAAAUGUCUACAAGAUUUUUUUUUUAAUGCAUUUGACCUUCUCCUCUUUGUGUUUUCUAUCCAUUUUCCUUUUGAUAUACAUAAUGUUUGUCAAUGUAUAUGCAUUUUUUUUACUCCAUGUGGGUUCACUGUAUCUGUGGCACAAGAGCUUUUUUUAUGUAAUCAUUGUUUCUUUCUCCAUUUUAAUUUUUGUAAAAAAAAAAAAAAGAUGU